This is a messenger RNA of Humulus lupulus (European hop), 2347 nucleotides long. RefSeq lists its product as uncharacterized. The record is from RefSeq and is a predicted model, not a curated record. NCBI's taxonomy places the organism in Eukaryota, Viridiplantae, Streptophyta, Magnoliopsida, Rosales, Cannabaceae. The coding region runs from base 128 to 1957 and encodes 609 amino acids. The transcript has 10 exons. Gene Ontology annotation, cellular component: Golgi apparatus; endoplasmic reticulum.
CUCACGGUCCCAUCCCAUCCUUGGUUUUGUAGUUAUUGUUCCGUGUUCGUUAUUUUCUCCUUUCUCAAAUUUCAUUUUCUCUUCUGUACUAGAAAUUUUAGAGAGAGAAAAAUUUAAGGGCAAAGUUAUGGAUGAAAACCACGUAGCUUUCGAUUCGAUCCCCAUGGAGGACCAAGAGAUCGCCAUUAAUGCUCAGACCAACAACCACAUCAGCAGCAGCAGCAGCACCACCACUACCCGCAGUGACCAUGGCUGGGAAAAGGUCGUUCCCAGGCGCCAGAGGAAGACCAAACCCUCUGCCGCUUCCGAUUCGCAUGCGACUAACUCCAACAAGCUCGCCGUCUCCAAUGGUUCCAUUCCCGGUGCCGAUAACGUGUUCCGGUCACUGGAGAAGAAUUCAGAGGACCGGCGCCGGAGAAUUCUCGAAGCUCAGAUGUUGGCCAAUGUCGCCGAUGUUACUGCUCCUGUUAGAUCGAAGACCCACUCUGAUGAUGCGGAUGCGUACGACAGUGAUGAGGACGACUCGGCGGAGAAUGCAAAGGUCGAAGAGUCGAAGAAAGUGGUGAAGCCAAAGAAGCCCAAGAAACCUAAGGUUACGGUGGCUGAAGCUGCGGCCAAGAUUGAUCCGGACCAGCUCUCGGCUUUUCUUGUGGAAAUAUCGGCAUCAUAUGAGUCGCAACAGGAUAUUAAGCUGAUUCGGUUCGCUGAUUAUUUUGGGCGCGCAUUCUCGAGUGUGAGUUCGGCGCAGUUUCCAUGGGUGAAAUUGUUCAGGGAGUCAACGGUGGCUAAGAUUGCCGAUAUCCCUCUUAAUCAUAUUUCUGAUGUUGUUUAUAAGACAUCAGUUGACUUCAUCAACCAGCACUCCCUGGAGGCACUUGGAUCUUUUGUACUGUGGUCUUUAGAUAGCCUUCUUGCUGACUUUGCAAGUCAGCAAGCUGGUGCAAAAGGCUCUAAAAAGGCUGCUCAACACGUUUCAUCAAAAUCUCAGGUUGCAAUAUUUGUGGUUGUAGCAAUGGUAUUGCGAAGGAAACCUGAUGUCUUAAUUAGUUUAUUGCCCACAUUACGGGAAAAUUCGAAGUAUCAAGGACAAGAUAAGCUUCCACUCAUCGUAUGGAUAAUACUCCAGGCCUGUCAAGGAGAUUUGGCUGUAGGGUUAUAUGGAUGGUCGCGUAACCUGUUGCCUUUAGUCAGUGGCAAAAGUAGUAAUCCACAGUCCAGGGAUCUGGUUUUACAGCUCGCAGAGAGGAUCUUGGCUUCCCCAAAAGCUCGAACUAUUUUGGUAAAUGGUGCUGUCAGAAAGGGGGAGCGUUUGAUUCCACCUUCUGCAUUUGAGAUAUUAGUGAGAGCUACAUUUCCAACUUCUUCGGCUAGAGUAAAGGCAACUGAAAGAUUUGAGGCCGUAUAUCCCACCCUAAAAGAGGUAGCUCUUGCUGGCUCCCCUGGAAGCAAAGCAAUGAAACAAGUUGCACAGCAGAUACUAAACUUUGCAAUUAUAGCAGCUGGAGAAAGCACACCUGAAUUGGCCAAUGAAGCAUCUGGGAUUUUCAUCUGGUGCUUGACCCAAACUGCUGAAUGUUACAAGCAGUGGGACAAGGCUUAUCAAGAGAAUCUGAAAGCAAGUGUAGCUGUCCUGAAAAAGCUCUCUGACCAAUGGAAACAGGUGUCUGUGAAACUGUUCCCUCUUGUUGCCUUGAGGGAAACUUUAAAGAAUUUCAAGAACCAGAACGAGAAGGCACUAGCUAGCGGGGCUGAUGGUGCUGAACAAGCACUCUUCAAGGAAGCAAACAAGUAUUGCAAGCAGCUAUUGGGAAAGGUAUCUAGUGGCAAUGGGUGUGUGAAAAGCAUGGUCAUUGUUGUUCUUCUUGUGGCUGUGGGCGCUGCUGUCAUGUCCCCGGACAUGGAAUCUUGGGACUUGAAGAAACUGUCAUUAGUGUUCAACAACUUUCUAUCGCAUUGAGUUGAAUAAUACACCCGAAAUUGCAGUCGGUGGUUCAAAGCAUCAGUUUCUUUGUCUAACAGUAUCCAAAGCAUGGGCAAAGUAAUUACUCGCCCCCUUAAUCAGGUGGCAGAAAUGAGAGGUUCAUGUACACUUUUACGAGUCCCCAGUGGGAUAAGAAACUAGAAAUAGUAUAAAAGGUUUAAUACUGCUUGGAAACUUUGAGAUGGUUUGUGCCAUUAGGACCUUUGGUUCUUCUGUUCUUUUUUUGACAUUUUUUUUUCUCUUUUUCUUUGGAACCCUUUUACGCUAUUCACCUCUGACAUAUAUAGUUCCCACAAAAUCAGAUGAGAUGAAUACACUUGUAGCAUGGGAUUGGUAUAUUUAAAUUCAAAGGUAAUCUUUCGACAA